Molecule: messenger RNA, 1074 nt
Organism: Ectocarpus siliculosus
Lineage: Eukaryota; Phaeophyceae; Ectocarpales; Ectocarpaceae
Source: the annotation of a GenBank genome assembly
AUGCUGGCCUCGACGCUUCUCGAGUGCGAGAGGCUGUUCCUCUUCUCCAUGCUGCGCGUUAACGUGCUGGGCGAGCCUUGCAACGACGUCGUGUGCGGCUACUGGUGGAAGAACUACCUCUCUGGCGAGGACGGUAACGCCUGGUUUGACUCUUGGAACAAGUUCAUGCAGGCCAAGCUAGACCUGCUGGCUUCCAUCGCGGAGGAAAGGGAGGACACAGAGACGGAGCCCUUCCGCGUCCUGAUGAUCGGGGACAGCACGAUGAGCCACCAGUUCGGCGCCAUCUGCGGCUUCAUGGGCGAGAGAGAGGGACGACGAUUCGAUCCCGAGGUGAUUCAACGCAGCGCCCCCGGUUGCUGCAUGGACACGUUGCCCAAAGAAGACGGAGGAGAAGGAGGAGGAGGGCGGGGUCUUUGUUUCCAGUAUGACCAGUUCCGCUUCCUUGACCCCAAGCGACCGGACAGGACGUCGGUGGAUGCCUACUACUUCGGCAGCGGUCUCCACCUGCUGCACAUGUACCCCCACUGGCCGGAGAUGCACCCCAUGGAACCGCUGCGAGUGCAAUCGUGGUUGAAUUACGAGAGUCUUCUCGAGGGAGUCGUCGAGGGUGUUCGUGCGAAGAACGGACAGGAUGUGAAAGUCGCUUUUAUGACGAAUCACGCCAUCGCCGACGAGCUAUUUACCGGCGAGUACAAAGAGAUUCGCGCCGCCUAUCGGGAAGGAGAGGGGAACGCCACCAUCCGGGCGGAGUGCCAAAGAGAGGACAACGUCCAAGUCAGGGCCGCAUCCGUCGGAAAUCCUGGCGACUUUCGCUACUCCGAUUGGCACGGAAAACCCGACAUCGCCGAGUACAUUACCCACCCUGAGGGACAGGGGCUGUUCACCGUGGACACCUACUGCGAGGAGGCCAUCUUGGAUCGACGGGGCUCCCUGCACAUGAGCAGGCGAGCCCGGCCGGUGAUGUCUCGUCUUGGGGUGCCUGUCGUGGACGCGGCUAAGAUAGUGGAGGGGCAGGGGUGGGCAUCUCCCGCCAACGACGGGAGGCACUUCCACAAGCUGGUGCCGAUAGAGUAA